Pongo pygmaeus (Bornean orangutan) is the source of this 6846-nucleotide messenger RNA. RefSeq names its product nicotinamide phosphoribosyltransferase (gene NAMPT). The transcript is spliced from 12 exons. Gene Ontology annotation, molecular function: nicotinamide phosphoribosyltransferase activity. Gene Ontology annotation, biological process: NAD+ biosynthetic process. Bases 4291 to 5766 code for a protein of 491 amino acids. Lineage: Eukaryota; Metazoa; Chordata; Mammalia; Primates; Hominidae. The record is from RefSeq and is a predicted model, not a curated record.
AGUUCAGUUUUAUUAAGAUCUAAUUUAUAUGCUAUUCACCAACUUUAAGCUUAGAAUUCAGUGAAUUUUGACAAAUGUAUACAGUCAUAUAACCACAUAUAUCAUUCUCAUCACCCCAAAAAGUUUCCUCAGACCUGUUUGCAGUCAUUCUGCUUCUCAUAAUCCCAGUCUCUGACAACCACUGAUUUGCUCUCUUUCAUUAUACCUUUGCCCUUUCCAGAAUUUCAAAUAAAUGGAAUCAGACAUAUAGCCUUUCAUGUUCAGCUUCCUCAAGAAAACCAGUCUUAUAUGGAGGAUGUGAAAACAGCAUAUAGGUUAGGGAAAGGUAAGGAAAAGAAAUAGUAAAGUUCACCAGUCUGAGUGCCCACCUCUUUCAGCUUCAUCCUAAGUAAUAAUACCCCUCCCACAAAAAAUCAGGUUUUAUGUGCUAGUUAUAUUUUUAAAUACUCAUUAGAGGCCAGAGGCAGUGGCUCAUGCCUGUAAUCCCAGCAUUUUGGGAGGCCAAGGUGGGCAGAUCACUUGAGGUCAAGAGUUCAAGACCAGCCUGGCCAACAUGGUGAAACCCCUUCUCUACUAAAAAUAUAAAAGUUAGCCAAGCAUAGUGGUACGUGCCUGUAGUCCCAGCUACUCAAGAGGCUGAGGCACGAGAAUCACUUGAAACUGAGAAGUAGAGGUUGCAGUGAGCCAAGAUCGCACCACAGCACUCCAGCCUGGGUGAUAGAGCGAGACUCCAUCUCAAAAAACAAACAAAACAAAACUCAUUUAAGAUAAAUACAUAAUUAUUAAAGACAAAAAACAUGUAUCUUAGUACCAUUGAUAGUUAUUUCAUGUACAUCAAUGAUAAGCAGACCUCACUUAGGAAAACACUGAUUUCAAAGCUCUUGACAUUCCUAUAUACUUCAAACGGUCUUAUUCUCUCAGUCAUUGAUUUGGGCUAGCGAAUCUUAAAUUUGGGCCAUUAGCAAAAUGUGUAAGUAAUGAUGACAUCUGAAUCCCCACAUGUAGCAUCAUAAUGUGCACAUUUACCUUACCUUUAAAGGUGAAUUUAAACCUUUUAUUUUUGUUUAUCUUUAUUUCCCAUUGAAUUUGGUUGGAAUUAGAAAAAUGUAUGCUUGAAUAUAAUGGAAAACGAAAACACAACUAAUAGAGACGGGAAAAUCGAGACUUGCCAUGCAGCAAACAUAGAUUGCGAUAGAUGCCCUGUGUGAGAUUUGAAGACAGUUUCACGUCAGAUAGAUGAUCGACUCAGUAUUGCCGGUUAGAAGAGUGCAGCACAGUCAGACCACAAAGACACCAUAGAAAGGGCAUAAUUACAUUUUGCAAUGGAAUGUCUGUGGACAGUCUAUAUAUGUGCACUCAUUCUUACUGUGUGUGGAUGACAGUUGCUCUAUCAUUUUUGUACAUUUAGAUGAGGACUCCACAGUUUCCUGUGCCUCUCUUCGUGUGAUUGUACGGGCUUAGCCGACUGAGUCAUUACAGAGUGUAGCACUGAUACAUCAUUGAAUCUAUGAAGACCAUGUCUUUCUGUGGAUGAGGCCUUUCCCUAGGAAAUUAAAACUCUGGGAGGUUCCCAAAGGGCCUUGGAAGUUUAAAUAAGAAAAAAGUCCAAGUUUAAUUUUUAAAAGCUCUCUUUUUUACAUUUGUCUUUGUGACAAUUGUUGCUAAUCAGCGAAUCUAGAGGAGAUUAUAAAGGGAGAUGGAUAAGACCAUUGUCAGGGGUUGCAGGUAUGUGAGUUCCAUACCUACUUCACCAGUGUUUUUUACUGAGGUCAAAUCAGGUCAGAUUGGAGUAUCUGAAGCAACUUUGAAAUAUAAAGGUGCAGCCGAGGCUGUCUGCAAGGGUGUGUGGCAACAGGAGUGGCACAGAUACACUCACUUUGCCUGAACAAAUAUAUGAGCCCUAGGUCUUUCAUAGCACUCUGAGGGAGAGAGACAAGGAGCUGCAUGCCCAAUUGGCAGUGCCUGAUCGCUAUUUGGUAGGAUGGUAUAAUAAUCCAGGGCUUUGAAUCAAGUGAGGGGGCCCAUUUGAGUCUAUGUGUUAUUAUUUGUCAUGUUGUUGUGACCUAUGAAAAAGUUUCUCAGGUCCUCUACAUGCUACAACCUCCCCGGGCUCAGGCAAUCCUCCCACCUCAGCCUCCUUUCAGAGAAGCUGGGACUACAGGCACACGCCACCACGUCCAGCUAAUUUUUGUAUUUUUUGUAGAGACGGGUUUUGUAGAGACCACGUUGCCCAGGCUGGUCUUGAAAUCCUGGGCUCAACCGAUCAGCCCGCCUCAGCCUCCCAAAGUGCUGAGAUCACAGGUGUGAGCCACCACGCCCAACCUUAAUGCUAGCUGUUAAACUGUCUUUCAGAGGAGGCCAUUUUAAAAUGAAAUCUUGGCUCUGUUUUCAGUGAUAAUUUCAUAGUUCUAAACCCCGAUUAAUUCUGAAUUGCUCCAGCUUAAGCAUGUAGUUACAUAGAGAAUGCGCCUAUUUCUAUCUCAGGCAAAUGGUGAUUGUCCUGUUGGUAACAUGACUUCAUUGUCAUUUUUUUCCUCUGGAGACUACUGUGAGGAUUCACAUUACUAAUACUUGUGCAGGCCUCACUCCUUAAUUUAACAAGCAAUGUCAAUACAAUAAUAUUUUUUCUUUGCACAGAUAUAAGACCUUUUUAUUUUAAAACUGUAAAUUCAACUCAAAGAUUGCAAGAUCAAAAGCAGCAUAGAACAAUGGUCAUUUAUAGAUACAUGAAUUCCAGGAAGCUAAACAAAUAAGAAUUUGUACUAUAAGUAAAGUAGGUUAUAUAAAUUUUAAAUGAAGGAAAAAACACUAAAUUAAGGACAAAAAUGAUCUUUUUCCUUCUUUGAAUUGCACUCCUUGAAGUAAUAUAAAAAAUCUCCCAAAAUCAAAUAUUAAAAAAUAAUUUGUUUAGGCCGGGCGCGGUGGCUCACGUCUGUAAUCCCAGCGCUUUGGGAGGCCGAGGCGGGAGGAUCACGAGGUCAGGAGAUCGAAACCAUCCUGGCUAACACGGUGAAGCCCCAUCUCUACUAAAAAUAAAAAAAAUUAGCCGGGCGUGGUGGCGGGCGCCUGUAGUCCCAGCUACUUGGGAGACUGAGGCAGGAGGAUGGCAUGAACCCGGGAGGCAGAGCUUGCAGUGAGCCAAGAUCCAGCCACUGCACUCCAGCCUGGGCAGAGCGAGACUCCGUCUCAAAAUAAAAAUAAUAAUUUGUUUAAAUGCGUUUACAAAUAAUUUUCCCCGGUAAAACACAGGGAAGAUCAAGCAAUAAAUAAAUAAGCCCUCUUGUUUCAAACCUCGUUGCUGAAAAUAAUUGUAUUAGUAUUUACUACAUUGGUGAGUGCCUGGGGAUACCUUCCACUUCUAUGAUCUUUGCCCUGUAUUGUAUCUACGUGUAGAUGAGGUGAUUGUCAAAAAUAUGUACUGACUUCAAGACAUAGUGUUGACUGAAGUUGUCUUUAUUAGAAGUCUCAGCCGUGCCUCCAGUUUCGAGAUGAAUCUCAAUUCACAAGUUCCACUACCACCACCACCAUCACUGCCCCCAGAUAGAAUGAGACUUCUAAUAACUUGAAAGACAAGUCUAUAAAUAUCCUGUAAUCGUUUUCACUGUAUCACUUUUUCCUGGCUACUUUUAUCCGAUAAAAACCUCAAAUUUAUUUUUAAGCUAUUACACAUGCGGACAACGGGAAUCUUAGUUUUAUGCAAAAACGCAACCACGCAUGAGAAUUGCGCAAGUCUUUCUUGGAAUGGUCUGUUUUUGGAUGAAGUCAUCAGACGUCAUUACACUUCUUUAUUUUGGGUUUGCCAACUCGUUUCCCAGAAUUUAAAGACUAUAAUGAUGGUAAAAGUCAGUUUCGCACUCUGUCAAAGGCUUGGCCCGUUGCCUUUUCCUUCCCGGCAAUACUCGGUUCAAUUAGGUCUUGUCCCCUCAUUAUCUGUGAGGACUGAAUUCCACCCCCGCUUUUCAACGCAGGCUAUUUGCUCGGGGAAAGUCAAACCAUCCCUCAAAGGAUCAAAGAGCUCAGCCAUAGACAGAGCCGCCAGAGGAAAGCGGAGUCGCUGCGUCAGAUGAAAGGGGCCCCUCAGUCUCACCCCUCACCGCAGCUCCUGGGAUCUUAAACACAGGGUCAGGAGGAUCAGGAGGAACAAGAGGGAUGGAGACGAAAGGCUGGAUCCUUAAUCCAAGCCGGAGACAAAGUGACUUAAGCAACGGAGCGCGGUGAAGCCCAUUUUUCUCCUUCCUCGCAGCCGCGCCGGGGAGCUCGCGGCGCGCGGCCCCUGUCCUCCGGCCCGAGAUGAACGCUGCGGCAGAAGCCGAGUUUAACAUCCUCCUGGCCACCGACUCCUACAAGGUUACUCACUAUAAACAGUAUCCACCCAACACAAGCAAAGUUUAUUCCUACUUUGAAUGCCGUGAAAAGAAGACAGAAAACUCCAAAUUAAGGAAGGUGAAAUAUGAAGAAACAGUAUUUUAUGGGUUGCAGUACAUUCUUAAUAAGUACUUAAAAGGUAAAGUAGUAACCAAAGAGAAAAUCCAGGAAGCCAAAGACGUCUACAAAGAACAUUUCCAAGAUGAUGUCUUUAAUGAAAAGGGAUGGAACUACAUUCUUGAGAAAUAUGAUGGGCAUCUUCCAAUAGAAAUAAAAGCUGUUCCUGAGGGUUUUGUCAUUCCUAGAGGAAAUGUUCUCUUCACGGUGGAGAACACGGAUCCAGAGUGUUACUGGCUUACAAAUUGGAUUGAGACUAUUCUUGUUCAGACCUGGUAUCCAAUCACAGUGGCCACAAAUUCUAGAGAGCAGAAGAAAAUAUUGGCCAAAUAUUUGUUAGAAACUUCUGGUAACUUAGAUGGUCUGGAAUACAAGUUACAUGAUUUUGGCUACAGAGGAGUCUCUUCCCAAGAGACUGCUGGCAUAGGAGCAUCUGCUCAUUUGGUUAACUUCAAAGGAACUGAUACAGUAGCAGGAAUUGCUCUAAUUAAAAAAUAUUAUGGAACGAAAGAUCCUGUUCCAGGCUAUUCUGUUCCAGCAGCAGAACACAGUACCAUAACAGCUUGGGGGAAAGACCAUGAAAAAGAUGCUUUUGAACAUAUUGUAACACAGUUUUCAUCAGUGCCUGUAUCUGUGGUCAGCGAUAGCUAUGACAUUUAUAAUGCGUGUGAGAAAAUAUGGGGUGAAGAUCUAAGACAUUUAAUAGUAUCGAGAAGUACAGCGGCACCACUAAUAAUCAGACCUGAUUCUGGAAACCCUCUUGACACUGUGUUAAAGGUUUUGGAGAUUUUAGGUAAGAAGUUUCCUGUUACUGAGAACUCAAAGGGUUACAAGUUGCUGCCACCUUAUCUUAGAGUUAUUCAAGGGGAUGGAGUAGAUAUUAAUACCUUACAAGAGAUUGUAGAAGGCAUGAAACAAAAAAUGUGGAGUAUUGAAAAUAUUGCCUUCGGUUCUGGUGGAGGUUUGCUACAGAAGUUAACAAGAGAUCUCUUGAAUUGUUCCUUCAAGUGUAGUUAUGUUGUAACUAAUGGCCUUGGGAUUAACGUCUUCAAGGACCCAGUUGCUGAUCCCAACAAAAGGUCCAAAAAGGGCCGAUUAUCUUUACAUAGGACGCCAGCAGGGAAUUUUGUUACACUGGAGGAAGGAAAAGGAGACCUUGAGGAAUAUGGUCAUGAUCUUCUCCAUACUGUCUUCAAGAAUGGCAAGGUGACAAAAAGCUAUUCAUUUGAUGAAAUAAGAAAAAAUGCACAGCUGAAUAUUGAACUGGAAGCAGCACAUCAUUAGGCUUUAUGACUGGGUGUGUGUUGUGCGUGUGUGUAUAUGCACACACACACACCUGUGUGUAUGUAAUACAUAAUGUUUAUUGUACAGAUGUGUGGGGUUUGUGUUGUAUGAUACAUUACAGCCAAAUUAUUUGUUGGUUUAUGGACAUACUGCCCUUUCAUUUUUUUUCUUUUCCAGUGUUUAGGUGAUCUCAAAUUAGGAAAUGCACUUAACCAUGUAAAAGAUUAGUGCUAAAGUAAGCUUUUUAGGGCCCUUUGCCAAUAGGUAGUCAUUCAAUCUGGUAUUGAUCUUUUCACAAAUAACAGAACUGAGAAACUUUUAUAUAUAACUGAUGAUCACAUAAAACAGAUUUGCAUAAAAUUACCAUGAUUGCUUUAUGUUUAUAUUUAACUUGUAUUUUUGUACAAACAAGAUUGUGUAAGAUAUAUUUAAAGUUUCAGUGAUUUAACAGUCUUUCCAACUUUUCAUGAUUUUUAUGAGCACAGACUUUCAAGAAAAUACUUGAAAAUAAAUUACAUUGCCUUUUGUCCAUUAAUCAGCAAAUAAAACAUGGCCUUAACAAAGUUGUUUGUGUUAUUGUACAAUUAGAAAAUUAUGUCAGGACAUACCCUAUACAAUUACUAACCUUACUGCCCCUUGUAGAAUAUGUAUUAAUCAUUCUACAUUAAAGAAAGAAAAUAAUGGUUCUUACUGGAAUGUCUAGGCACUGUACAGUUAUUACAUAUCUUGGUUGUUGUAUUGUACCAGUGAAAUGCCAAAUUUGAAAGGCCUGUACUGCAAUUUUAUAUGUCAGAGAUUGCCUGUGGCUCUAAUAUGCACCUCAAGAUUUUAAGGAGAUAAUGUUUUUAGAGAGAAUUUCUGCUUCCACUAUAGAAUAUAUACAUAAUGUAAAAUACUUACAAAAGUGGAAGUAGUGUAUUUUAAAGUAAUUAUACUUCUGAAUUUAUUUUUCAUAUUCUAUAGUUGGUAUGACUUAAAUGAAUUACUGGAGUGAGUAGUGAGUGUACUUACCUUAAAUGUUUCAAUUCUGUUAUAUUUUUUAUUAAGUUUUUUAAAAAUUAAAUUGGAUAUUAAACUGUA